CAUGCCAUCAACUAAAAGUGUUCCUUGAGAAUUUGUCUAUUUUAAGGAAGUGUCUGCACUAGUACAGCGGAAAACCUCACGCUGUCGUUUGGCAGAUGUUAAACGACGAUGUGUAAACAGUGGGCACUUUGUGCCGUGUCGCGUGAGAUCUGAAACAAGCUGCUUAUUUUCACCUGAUCGUGCUUCACGGGCUCCUUGGAGAUGAAGAGGAGAGACAAGCUGAAAAUCCCCUCCCUCACUUUGGAUUUGUCACCCAGCCAGAGCCCCAUCAUCCUGAGUCCAUGCAGUCCAGGCAGCCCCUGCAGUCCUUUACAAUCCCUUCAUCCCUGGAGCUGUCGCAGCAGUAAUAGAAAGAGCCUUGGUGUUGGAACGCCGUCGCCCACCCGCCCUCUUUCGCCUCUGUCCGCCCACACAGCUGCCAGCAGCCCUCUGGACAGCCCACGAAAUGUGUCCACUGCUAUUUGCUCUCUCAACUUCCCCUUCGCCCGCAGCCACCUGGCUCGAGCUGACAGAGUGGAAGGGAGACGGUGGUCUCUGGCUUCACUUCCAUCCUCAGGCUAUGGGACCAACCCUCCCAGCUCAACCGUCUCAUCAUCUUCCUCAUCUCAAGAACGACUGCACCAGCUUCCAUACCAACCCACACAGGACGAGCUUCAUUUUCUGUUCAAACACUUCCGAAGUUCGGAGAGCAUGACUGAUGAAGAUGGGCGGCCCUCCCCGUUUAUACGACCCCGGUCACGUAGCCUUAGCCCUGGACGAACUGGCAGCUCCUUUGAUAAUGAAAUUAUAAUGAUGAAUCAUGUCUAUAAGGAGCGCUUUCCAAAGGCCACCGCUCAGAUGGAGGAGCAUUUGCUGGAAGUCAUCAGGCAGUUUUCCCCAGACAGCACCCUACCACUGGGAGAUGGCGUCUUGGGAUUUAUCCAGCACCAGUUGGUGGAGUUGGCCAGGGACUGUCUGGAUAAAUCCCAGAAGGGCCUGAUCACAUCUCUGUACUUCAUAGAGCUGCAGGAUAAACUGGAAAAAAUGCUGCAUGAGGCUCUGGAGCGCUCCGAGAGUGAGGAGGUUUCAGUAAUCACCCAGCUGGUGAAGAAGAUCCUCAUCAUCAUCUCACGACCCGCACGACUGCUGGAGUGUCUAGAGUUUGACCCUGAGGAGUUUUACCAUCUUCUGGAGGCUGCAGAAGGUCACGCCAAAGUCGGCCAGGGCAUCAAAACGGAUAUUCCCCGCUAUAUAAUCAGCCAGCUUGGACUCAACAGAGAUCCCCUUGAUGAAGUCGUGCAGCUCGAGGAGCAGUAUGACUCUGGCCCCACACUGACGGUUGAUUCUGAAGAAUCCGCGGAGAAUAACUCUUUACCCACACCACUACGAAGAAAACCGCUGGAGAGUGAUUUUGAGACUAUUAAAAUCAUCAGCAAUGGGGCUUACGGGGCUGUGUAUCUGGUAAGGCAUAAAGAAACUCGGCAACGUUUUGCGAUGAAAAAGAUCAACCGACAAAACCUGAUUCUGCGGAACCAGAUCCAGCAGGUGUUUGUGGAGCGAGACAUCCUGACGUUUGCAGAGAAUCCCUUUGUGGUCAGCAUGUUCUGCUCCUUCGAGACCCGCAGACAUCUGUGCAUGGUCAUGGAGUACGUGGAAGGUGGUGACUGUGCCACUCUGCUAAAGAACAUGGGCCCACUUCCUGUGGAUAUGACCAGGAUGUACUUUGCGGAGACGGUUCUAGCGCUGGAGUACCUCCACAGUUAUGGCAUUGUGCACAGAGAUCUCAAACCAGACAACCUCUUGAUUACUUCAAUGGGACAUAUUAAACUCACUGACUUCGGGCUCUCCAAAAUCGGCCUCAUGAACAUGACAACCAGUCUGUACGAGGGCCACAUUGAGAAAGACACUAGGGAGUUUAUCGAUAAGCAGGUUUGUGGCACCCCGGAGUACAUUGCUCCAGAAGUGAUCUUGCGGCAGGGCUACGGGAAGCCUGUCGACUGGUGGGCCAUGGGCGUCAUCCUGUACGAGUUUCUUUUGGGAUGUGUGCCGUUUUUCGGAGACACACCGGAAGAGCUUUUUGGACAGGUUGUGAGUGAUGAGAUUAUCUGGCCAGAUGGAGAUGAAGCCCUUCCUGUAGACGCCCAGGACUUGAUCACACGAUUACUGAACCAAAACCCACAGGAGAGGCUUGGAAGAGGUGGGGCUCCAGAAGUAAAGCAGCAUAUGUUCUUCAGUGGUCUGGACUGGAACGGACUCCUGCGUCAAAAAGCUGAGUUCAUCCCUCAGCUGGAGGCCGACGACGACACUAGUUAUUUUGACACUCGAUCUGAACGCUACCAUCAUUUGGCCUCUGAUGAAGAUGAUGAAACUAAUGAUGAAGAGUCUUCCCUAGAAAUACGACGGUUUUCCUCUUGGUCAAAUCGUUUCAGCAAGGUGUACAGCAGCACAGAGCACCUGGCCACCCCAUCCAACCUGAGUUUCUCCUCUGACCGCAGUCACAGUGAAGAGAUAGAGGACCGGGCGGACGGGAGGGACACUCACUCACAUGGAGAGAUCCAGCGGCAGGCCUCCACUGGAGACAAGAGGCUCUCGGCUCAGAGGGCAAGUCUGCGCCCUCGCACUUCUUCCAGCUCUUCUCAGCCUGAGCGAGCUGUGCGCCCCCUAGUGGUGAGCAGCACACACAGCCUGGAGGCCAUGCCUCGAUUCGCCCUCUCCACAGACGACGAGGCUGAAGUUGCCGUAUCCAACCUGCGACGAAUCAGACUACGUAGCAACAGCACAGGAACGAAACACUCGUCACCAAGGGAACAAGGGAGUCCUCAGUGCUUUGGAAACCAGCUGGAGACACCUGACAGGCAGCGGCUCUCACCAGGACGCAAAGUUCCCAAGUCUGCAUCAGUGUCUACGCUCUCGCUCAUCAUCACACCAGAUGAUGGGAGUGGCAGCCUGCAAGCGCGCUCUAUUUCCCCUCGAUCGUUUUCCUCUAACCCAUCAUCCCGAGACUCCUCCCCCAAUCGAGACCUGUCACUCAGCAUCAGCAGGCUCCGCCCCCCCAUCAUCAUCCACAGCUCUGGGAAGAAAUACGGCUUCACCCUGCAGACCAUUCGUGUGUACAUGGGGACCAGCGACAUCUACACCAUACACCACAUGGUCUCGGGUGUGGAGGAGAGCAGCCCUGCCCAUGAGGCUGGAUUGCGAGCGGGUGAUCUGAUCACUCAUGUGAAUGGAGAGUCAGUGCAGGGUCUAGUGCACACAGAGAUGAUGGAGCUGCUUUUGAAGAGCGGUAACCAGGUGGCCCUGCAGACUAUCGCACUGGAGGACACGUCUAUAAAGAUUGGGCCGGCACGCAAGCGCAGCUGUAAAGGAAAGAUGGCUCGCCGCAGUAAGAGGAGCAAAUGGAAGGACAGUCAGGACCGGAGGCGCAGUGUACUGAAGAAGCUGUCCAAACAGAGCACCGUCAUGCACAGCAGCCGCAGUUUCUCCUCCAGCCUGCAUCACUCUGUGUCCUCCAGCGAGAGUCUGCCAGGCUCUCCCACACACAGCCUUUCCUCUGGACCCACAACACCCUGCCGGAGCCCCGUUCCCGACCACACCGCUGAUGCCAGCCUGCCCCAGAAUGCCUCUCCGUGCUCCAGCUCUCCCAGUUCACCGGCGGUCCAAAUGCGGCCCAGCUCUCUGCACGGCCUCGGGUCUAAACUCAGCAACCAGCGCUACACUAAAGUGGGGAGACGCAAGUCCACCAGCAGUAUCCCACCCUCGCCUCUGGCCUGCACCUCCUCACCGCAGGCCCUGUCCCCUCAGCGCUCCCCCUCUCCCUUACCCAGCAUCUCCAAAACCCUCCACUCCUUCCACGGCAAGACCCUGUCGCCCCCCACCAUCAUUCGGCACGUGGUCCGACCCCGGAGUGCAGAACCUCCGCGUUCCCCUCUGCUAAAGAGAGUCCAGUCUGCGGAGAAACUCUCGGGGGCUUUAUUCGCUGACAAAAAGCCCCACGCAGCCCGCAGACACACGCUGGAGGUCCCGCACUGCGAGGUAGACGUCCCGGGAGAGGCCGAGGGGGCCUGCGGUGCGACAUACACGGCGGAUCACAGCAGGCUGGGUGGGUAUCUAUGCGCCCAGAGAUUGAGGGACUGGCCCGGCGAGCGCAUGGAGCAGAUCGUCGUAAUGCGCAAGCUGAAUCUCUGCGAACGUCGAGAUUCCUUCAAGAAACAAGAAGCCGUGCAGGAGGUGAGCUUUGACGAGCCGGAUGACAGGGCUCCUCAGACGCCCGCAUCCACUGGCACACGGCCCAAGCAGAUGAUAGGCGAGUCGGAGGAGGAGUGCGUGGCGAGGAGGAAUCCGCUGGUUCCACAGAUCGCCGUGCAAGGAUCAGAGAGCGAGGAAGCGGAUGACUGGAGGCUUUGCUCAGAUGAAGACGAGGAAGAGGCCGAGGAAAAUUUGAAUCGGGGCGAUCGUGCCAACAAAGAUGACCCGCGCUCCUCAGCAGCUGUGCAAGAAGCCGCUGAGACAGCGAAGCCGGAAGCGCAUCAGAGUCCAGAAAAACGCAAACUGAAAGAGAGAUAAAUGACUGAAGACUGUUACACAUCCGCAGGCUUCUCAACGCACCCGCUGAGAUGUUUGUUGCCACACAGAUUACCGAGUGGAGUAUUUCAUUAGUGUGGAAAUGGAAGUAAGCUAGUCUUAUGCAGGGAAUAUUUAUGCUUUUUUUUUAUUUAUUUUUUUAAUGUACACUGGAGACAUACUGUUGUCCAAAAAGAAAACGUAACUGUUGCUAGUACGUUUUUCUCACCUUCUGUGAACCUGUUGAGGAGGGAAAUUGAAUGACUUGAUUUUUCUAUGAAAAUGUGCAAAUGCUUCGAAUUCAUUUCAUCCUCCAAGAGCUUUUCAUUUUUGCACCAACUUUGUGAUUUUAAAAGCUAUUGAAUGGAAUUGUCAUUUGGCCCUUGUUAUGUAUUAUUUUAUCAUUUCAAAGCGUUUCCAGAGCAUUUGAAAUGAUACAUGCGAAGGGAAAAAGGGCUCUGUUGUGCUGAACAUUUGGGCUUCAAGUAACUUGACAUUUUGGUCAAGGUGUCCAAAAACAAAAACAGUACGAUGUAUUUGUGGAUUUCAUGCAUCAAACCAAAUAGGACAGUUUUUAACCAUUAUAUUUGUCCUUUUUUUGUUUGUUUUUUAAGAUGAAUUUAGAUUUUAAAUAUUUUAAACU
Molecule: messenger RNA, 5182 nt
Organism: Sinocyclocheilus anshuiensis
Lineage: Eukaryota; Metazoa; Chordata; Actinopteri; Cypriniformes; Cyprinidae
Gene: mast3b
Product: microtubule associated serine/threonine kinase 3b
Exons: 28
Coding region: 202-4542 (1446 amino acids)
Biological process (GO): intracellular signal transduction; peptidyl-serine phosphorylation
Molecular function (GO): magnesium ion binding; protein serine/threonine kinase activity; protein binding
Source: RefSeq, a predicted model, not a curated record